UAUUUUCAAAUUCCAACAAUAGGAAAAUUCUAUCAUUUUUCUAGUUUUCUUACAAUCACCUCAAAAUCAUUUUGUAAAUUGAAACGCAAGCUUCAAUGUUCAGUAAGAAAUCUUGCAUGUGGAUACCAAUUUAUUACUCCACAUGUAUGAUGACAUUAUUAGGCUCACAAGCUCAAAACGAGAUUCUCAUUGGAUUUUUGUUUUCGCUUGUAUCUGUAUAUUCUAUGUCACAAGGCGUAACUGCUCUUGUAGUACUUUUGUGUUUCAUGUUUAAACUUCAUUUGAAGUUUUGCAAACUUUUGUGAAUUUCCAUCAUGUCUGUGCUUUUUACUUUUUUAUACUAAGUGGGUGUUUAAAAUAUAUUUAACUUAUCUCAAUCAUAGCACUAUAACAGAGGAAGUUUGUACUAGUACAGUAGUAGACUAUAAAAUAAGUUAGAAGUCCAUUCUUGGCCUUGGGAGAGAUGAACAAUGCCGCUUGGUUGUCUUGAGAAUAGUCGGACAUUAUUAGUGCGGCACCUUCCAUCAUGUUUAAGUUCAAAAGAAAAGGAAGAAUUGUUGAAGUACUUUGGUGCAUUUGAAGUACGGGUGAUGCCCAAACAUGGACGUUUGAAACACACUGCUUUUGCUACAUUUGAAGAUCAUAUCAAUGCGAGAAAAGCAAUCGACCGACUUCACCAAGUUGAAAUUUUGGAUUGUGUACUCAGUGUUGAGUUUGCAAAGGAGCAACAGAUCAGACUAGCUGACAAAGAACAAACUGUUGUUGAGGGAACUGAAGAUUUGCGUGAAAAAGCUCAAUGUGAUGUCACAGGCAAAUCAUCUCUGAGUGAGAUAAAAUCAACCAAUUAUUAUAAUGACAUACUACCUUCAAUAGCUCCACAUUUUGGUUUGAAAUAUCCUGCAAAUCCUGGUUUGAAAUAUAAAUAUCCAUCUCCUAAUGCUGAUAUUCUGAUCAACAUAUGCUCUGCUUUUUUGACGGUACCGAGACUAUACACCCAGACUCUUCAUUUGAUGAAUAAGAUGAAUCUUGUGCCUCCAUUCAAUCCUGCAACAACUGUGCCUCCUAUGCUUGUUGAACACAUACAAAAACUGUGCAACCUAAGUUACAAUGUACUGGGGAACAAACAAAGUAAUAACACCAGUAUUUCAACGGAACCUGAUAAACUUGAUGUCGUUGAAAUGUCAGAAUCUGAAUCAGAAUAUGAAAGUGCCGAAGAUAAUGAUGAUAAAACUGUGUCAUUGGAUAUGAAUGUACCUGAACGAGUGUUAAAGGCAAGAAAACGUAGAAAAGAGAAGUCUCUAAAAUUUGGAGACAGGAAAAGACUGAAGUUGAAAAAUUUGAUUACAGAUAACACAACUUUGAAGUCCUCGACUCUUGUUGAAACUGUGGAUCGAAGCAUAGCAUUUGAAGCAAGUACCGUCGAUAUGAUAAAGAAACCAAUAGAUAUCAAGUUGCCUUCUGCUCUCGAUAUUUCUACACAAGUUCAAGAAAGUAAAAAAGAUGAUCUACCUGAAACUGAACUAGCUGUAGGAGACGAUCAUGCCAGCGAGUUGAAUGAUACCCAGACUGAAGGAUUUGGGAGAUUGCUGCCAGUGAAAUCAACCGGCGAAGAUGAUGAUAAUACAGCUGAUAACACAACUGAAACAGUUAUAAAAGAUUACAUUACGGAACAACAAUUGGAAUCGGGUAGACUGUCAAAGAAAGAAAUGUCUAAUUCAUCACUAUAUGAUAAGUAUCAGAAAGGUGAACCAACAUCCAGGUUGUAUAUAAAGAAUUUGUCAAAACAAGUGACGGAAAAAGAUUUGAAAUUUAUUUUUGGAAGAUUUGUUAAUUUCAAUGAUGAGAAUGAAAGUAACAUGUUUGAUGUGCGGUUGAUGACACAAGGAAGAAUGAAAGGGCAAGCAUUCAUAGGAAUGCCAAACAUCGAAGCCGCCACAAGAGCUCUGAGAGCAACUAAUGGUUAUCAGUUGAUCAACAAACCGAUGGUUGUGCAUUUUGCAAGAUCAGCAAAACCUAAGUGAUAGUCCUGACGCUUGAAUACGAAAAUCAAGUAUGGCGAGAUUGUUUACGAGCGCAAAAAAUGCUCUAGUUUUGGAGCUUGAAAAUGAACAUACCAAGAUGAUCCGUCCGCCUGUUUCACGAAGCAUGGAAUUGAAAAGCAUUUUCAACAGACAAUAAGGGUUGCAAACACCAAUGUUUUUGUGUCGAAAAUUGGUUUCCUGACAGCUGGACUUUGACCUCAGCCUAUGCUACGACUUCAGUGUAUUUAUGAGGCCUUUGUAGACUGUAGAGGAAAGCUUUCUUUGAAGAGCAGAGAAACUCAAUGUUGUGACUUGCAUCCCCGCAAUAUCAGUGACGCUAACACUGCAAUGGAUUCAAGUGCUUAUGUUUAGAAUCCUUUUCUGUUCUCUGUCUUUUCAGCUGGUAUGUCAUUGUGACUCUAAUGAAUAUACAAUGAGGUAAUAGUGUGAA
This is a messenger RNA of Styela clava, 2472 nucleotides long. RefSeq names its product RNA-binding region-containing protein 3-like. Gene Ontology annotation, molecular function: pre-mRNA intronic binding; protein binding; U12 snRNA binding. Gene Ontology annotation, biological process: mRNA splicing, via spliceosome. The record is from RefSeq and is a predicted model, not a curated record. NCBI's taxonomy places the organism in Eukaryota, Metazoa, Chordata, Ascidiacea, Stolidobranchia, Styelidae. Gene Ontology annotation, cellular component: U12-type spliceosomal complex.